UUUUAAACGAACAAAAAAGCAAAUUCAUCAUCUUUUGAAACCCUAAUAUUCUCUUCUCUAUCAAUUUUCGUCGCUUUCCAACAAUGAAGAAGAAGAAGCAAACUUCCGUCGCAAAAGGUACCACCGUAGAUGAUUCAACCGCUAUAGACGGAAGCUCUUCCUCCGUCGUUGUCGACGUUAAAUCCAUAGUAAAAGACCACGCAAAGUUCUUCGACAAACUCGUGGAGUUGAUUCCGGCAAGAUUCUACCUUCCGACGAAUGACGAUGAAAAACCAUGGAUCCAUGGAUUAUCCAAAGCAGAAAAAGCAGAAGCGAAACUUAAAUCGAUUGAAAACACGAAGAAAGCGAGACGUAAUAGGUUAGACCCUGUGAAUUCGUCUAAAACAACCCUAGAUUUGCUGAAAGAGUCAUUAGAGAAGGAGCAAUCGGAGAAAGAAGGGUUAAUUGAUGGUGAUGGUUUGGAGUUGAGGAAUUCGGAGGAGAAGAGGUCGGUGACUUACGAAGAGUUGCAACAGAGGUUACGGAAGAAGAUUGCAGAGUUGCGAGCGAAUAGAGGUGAUGGUAGUGGAGAAGGAAGGAGGAGAGAGAAGAGGGAAUGGAAGCGGAAGAGGAAUGACAACGGAGAAGAUGAUGAUGGAGAAGACGAAGAUAAAGUUACGAAAGAUAAUGAAAGAGAUAUUGAGAAAGAAGCUUCUGAAGCUGCUAAAGGAAUUGAGUUUGGGAAAGUCAAAUUGGCUGGUUCUAGUGAUGAUGUACUUAAGAAGAAGAAGAAGAGGAAAUUGUCGAAGGAGAAGGAGUUGAAGAGAGCACUUGAGCUGGAAGAGGCUAAGAAGGACCCUGAAAAGGGCGAGGCAGUUGCGAAGAAGCAUUCUUGGAAGGCAGCUACCGAGAGGGCAAUGGGGGUUAAGGUACAUGAUAAUCCCAAGCUGAUAAAGGAAAGUUUACGGAAGGAAAAGAAGAAGCAUAAGAAGAGUGUUGAGCAAUGGAAGCAGAGGGUUGAAACCACUCAGAAGAUGAAGAAGGAGAAGCAGGAUAAGAGAAAAGGAAAUAUUAAGGCAAAGAUUGACAAGAAGAAACAAGCUAAAAUUGAGAAAAGAGAAAAGAAGCUUAUGAGGCCAGGGUUCGAGGGCCGCAAAGAGGGCUUCAUUACAGGGAAUUAAGGUUUGUAAUAGAACUCUAAUAUUUGAAAUGAGUAGUUAAUAGUUAUGUUAUUCACAUUGUCAUUGUUGUGGCCGUGUGGUUUGCUUGGGGGUUGGACAGAAUUAUGCUCCUCCUCUUUUAAGUUCCUUUGCUGUUAUAGCCCAAUUAUUUCAAUGAAGUUCACUCUUUCUCGA
Molecule: messenger RNA, 1334 nt
Organism: Amaranthus tricolor (Joseph's coat)
Lineage: Eukaryota; Viridiplantae; Streptophyta; Magnoliopsida; Caryophyllales; Amaranthaceae
Product: ribosomal RNA-processing protein 14-like
Exons: 2
Coding region: 84-1160 (358 amino acids)
Biological process (GO): ribosomal large subunit biogenesis; ribosomal small subunit biogenesis
Cellular component (GO): nucleolus
Molecular function (GO): RNA binding; DNA binding
Source: RefSeq, a predicted model, not a curated record